AUGCCCGUACCGAAGUCGCGAGAGUUGGUAGUUCGACGAGACGGCCAGCAGCGGGGCGGGUUCGAAGCGGCUGUAGGAUCGAUUGACCAUCUGCUUGGUUCUGCAUUCACAAGGAGGGAAUCUCCAGGCUCUGUCAAUGCACGGGAUGACCACCAGGAAGAGGAGCCCGACCGUGAGCACGAAGAACAUCCACCGUUUCCUGUGGGACGACCAACUACCACCGCUCGCCCUAACAACCCCACCGGGACCUCAGCUGCACAGGUCACCCAAUUCCCUCCGCCUCGACCUAGUGGAGGCAAGGGAUUGUCACCAGCGACCCAUCACUUGCUCAUCGCGGCAGGAUCCAUUGGCGCAACUAUUAUACUCGUAAUGGCCGUCCUGGCCAUCCACAGGAUGAGAAAACGCAACCUCACAUUCCGGCAAGCACUUGAUCAUGGCAGAUACCGGUUUAACAGAGCCACGAGACGUGGAGGGCCGCGACCUCCACCAAAGAGCGAGGAAUGGGACACCAAGCGGGCAUACGAGUCUGACUACGGUUCUAUCAGGAAAAACUCCAUACCCCCUCCACAGCGAGCCAUGUCCAUGAGGCGAUCAGAGUCCAAUUCAUCACAACGACUGGUCACGGGUCUUCAAAGUAGCGAAAGCUUCAGCAACCGCGGCCAAGCACCAGAACCCUUCCAACCUAGCACCUUCCUGCUGGACUCGCCACCCGCCGCCCGCAAUCCCCUGAAUGACACGCACCGCCGCAAUGCUAGUGAAACCACAGCCUCAGCCGCCGCUCUCCCUCCUCAAACGCAAAAUCCCCUUCAACGAACCCGCAACGCAUCUAGCCAACAUACCCGUCCCACCUCCUCAACCUCGACUCUACGUUAUCCCGAUCCCCCACUACCGGACCGCUCCCUGUCCCCCCUCCCUCCGCCGCCAACAUUCAAACAAUUCCUCAACAACCGUCCCACGAUCUCAAACCGUAAUCCUGGCCCUCCUCCCGCAAUUCCCGGCCCCGGAAUGGUAUCCCACUUCUCCUGGACCAACUCCAACGCCCCGCAAACACCUCACGACACCAACCGUGACACAGCCUCGGGCCAGAUACCGGUGGCGGGUCGUGACAGCCUCAUGACGCAGCGAUCCUCGGUGCCUCGGUUCCGCACCAUAGACUCCUGGGUCAACCAGCAGGCGAAUCGGAUUGAGGAGCAGAAGUUGCGGGAACAGUUUCGGCUGACGCAGAGUUCGAGCGGGACGAGCGCUGCGGAAGAAGCUCCAGCCGCCGGUUUGGGUGCAAGUGAGAGUAUCCCAGAGGUUCCUGAGAUUCCGGCGAGUCAGUUGCGUGGCGGCCAAAUUGCCGCUAUUCCUUGGGUCUUGAACAAUAAGGCGGCGUCGCUGCCUUCAUCACCGGUUGGAACACCGGUCCCAGCGUCUGUGACGCAGAGGAGUUCUGCUGCUGCGGUGGGGAUGGGACGAGCGAGGCACGAGAGACAGGAUACGCGGACGACGGUGGAGACGGCGCCGAUUUUUCGACAGCAUCCUGGGACGGAGGUGAGGUUUAGUACGAGGAGUGCGGUGCCGAGUGAGAUUCUGGGCUAUGGGAGGGUGAAGGAUGUGCUUUCUUAG
Messenger RNA from Westerdykella ornata, 1608 nucleotides. RefSeq lists its product as uncharacterized. The transcript has 4 exons. Bases 1 to 1608 code for a protein of 535 amino acids. The record is from RefSeq and is a predicted model, not a curated record. NCBI's taxonomy places the organism in Eukaryota, Fungi, Ascomycota, Dothideomycetes, Pleosporales, Sporormiaceae.